AAUCAGAGUUAAAAACGCCCCCUUCCUACACCGAUCGUCAAAAAAUCUCACGUGCUUCAUAAAACCCCCCAAACAAAUUUGACACGGAAUAAUUGCCGAAUCUGUUGUGUAGAUAAACAUAUUUAUUCAGUAUCAUUUGAUAUACAUUAUAUGAAACACAGUGCGAAUUCCAAAGAAAAGCAAAAAUAACGGAUAAGCAACUAUAAAACGAAAGUGGAUUUUCCACUAAAUGGAAACUAAAGAAGUUAGAACAACAGUAUUUGCCGGGAUUAAGAUAUAAAACGACCAUCAAUAGAAAAAAAUGGCAGAAUCAUUAACAACACCAGAGAAGUUAAUGGUCGCUGCAAUUGAUUUCGGAACUACAUUUUCUGGCUAUGCGUUUGCUUUCCGAAAUGAUUACAUCAAGGAUCCGCUCAAGAUUAACGGUAAUCAGUGGACCAUGGGCUCCCAGGCCGGAGUCUCUCUCAAGACCUCCACAUGUGUGCUCUUUGACUCGAAAGGCGAGUUUGCUGCCUUUGGAACCGAUGCUGAGGACAAGUACAUUGAACUGGCUUUGAAUGAAGAGCAUCACGACUGGUACUACUUCAGACGGUUCAAGAUGAUGUUGUACAACAACCAGUCUCUUGAUCGGGACCUUGAAAUUGAGGAUGAUGAAGGUAAAAAGAUGCCAGCCAUGAAGGUCUUUUCUACCUGUAUCAGGUAUCUCCGCCAACACAUGACUGAUUCCUGGAGUUCUCGGCUACUGGACAUUCAGGAUGAUGAAAUACAGUGGGUCCUUACUGUUCCUGCGAUAUGGACCGAUAGCGCCAAGCAGUUCAUGAGAGAGGCCGCUUUCAGAGCUGGUAUUACCAGCAAUCUUCUGAUCGCAUUGGAACCAGAAGCCGCAUCAAUAUAUUGCAAGCAUCUGCCUGUCAACAAACGAGCAGGCAACAGCAAAGUCAAUUUGGAUUCCUUUUCUGUUGGAACUAAAUAUCUUGUUUUAGAUGCUGGUGGAGGGACAAUCGACAUUACUGUCCAAGAGGUCCAGGCAGGAGGGCGUCUUCGAGAGGUAUACAAGGCAAACGGUGGGAACUGGGGUGGCACCAGAGUGGAUGAGGCUUUUAUGGAAUUUCUGAGGGACGUCGUCGGAGAAGGCGUUAUGAACCGUUUCAGAUCAGAGUGUCGAGCAGACUACGUGUCGUUAUGUCGCGAUUUCGAAAUUAAGAAACGCACUAUCAAACCAGAAAUGGACCAAAAGAUCACAUUUAAAAUCCCUAUUGCGAUUAAUGAGUUUUAUCAGGAAAUGAAAGGGAGGUCUCUACGAGAGAACUCAGAGGGCAGUAAUUACGGCCACCGCAUUGCCUGGAUAGGAGACAAGUUGAGAGUUGAUUCUGAAAUAGCAAAAGGUCUGUUUAAGGUGACUUGCGAUUCGAUUUUAGAGCACGUCUACAUGAUUUUACAACAAUCAGAGGUAGCCAACACGGAAACAAUUUUGAUGGUUGGCGGAUUUUCGGAGUCUCCAAUGCUGCGAGCUGCAGUGAUGGACAGAUUUCCAGACAAGAGAGUCAUUAUACCAAACGAGUCUGGUUUGUCUGUACUGAAAGGAGCUGUGCUGUUCGGCUUCAACACCACGGUUAUUGCUUCUAGGAUCUGUAAAUAUACGUAUGGUAUAAGCGUUCGAGAUGAUUUCCGCGUAGGAAUUGAUCCAGAAGAAAAAAAAGUAAUGGUAAACGGAAGACCACUUUGCGAGGAUCGGUUUAGCAAGCACGCCGAGGUGGGGCAAUCAAUUGCUUUAGACGAGGCCACACCGGAACAAACGUACCGGCCCUCUGAACCUGACCAAACAAAGGUAGCUCUCAAGGUAUAUGUCACCGAGAGUCUGGAUCCUGAAUACGUGGAUGAUGAAGGCUGUACAUAUUUGGGAAGCCUCACCGUCGACAUGCCUGAUAUAACUGACGGUCUCAAGCGUGUUAUAGGAGCUCAAAUGACGUUUGGAGGGACAGAACUUGCUGUCAAGGCUCGCAAUGUGAAAACCAACGAGGUCACCACCGCUUCAUUGGAUUUUCUCAAUCACGAAAUGUAGUAAUUAAGUUUGCGUAUUCUGAUGCAAUUUUAACUUAUCUGGAGCUAAUCUACUUUUUCUCCUGGUUAACAAUCCUGUUGUGUUGAAACCAUGUUAUUAUAAGCAGAUGCUUCUAUAUCAAACAAAGAUCCUUUUUACAUUAUGUGAUGAACUAUUUAUGAGAGCUUGCUUUUGUAUUCCAAUAAUUUGACAUAAAUUGUUACUUUUCUUUUUUAUGUCAAACUUUUUCUUUUAAUGUUAAAACUUUGUUAUCUCAGUGUGCUGAUAUUUCUUUAUCAUUUUAUAUAACUAUGGAAAUUGUAUGGAUGACAAUUGCUUACAAAAUUACUUAUAGGUUAAUUGCAAUUCGUUGGGAGCGAUUAAAUGAUUAUAUGUAUUAAAGUAUACAAAUUUGUGCAUAUCA
Molecule: messenger RNA, 2465 nt
Organism: Magallana angulata
Lineage: Eukaryota; Metazoa; Mollusca; Bivalvia; Ostreida; Ostreidae
Product: heat shock 70 kDa protein 12B-like
Exons: 5
Coding region: 302-2062 (586 amino acids)
Molecular function (GO): ATP-dependent protein folding chaperone; ATP binding
Source: RefSeq, a predicted model, not a curated record